GAUUAAAAAAUAAUAUUUUAAGAAAGUGAAGAAUGGAAUAGAGAUUAUUGUUGGAGUGUUUUUAAGAUAGCCAGUGGUUAAAGUAGAGAUUGAUACUUUUUGAGUAGCUAUUUUAACUCCAACCGCCGGAGAUGGCAAGAGGUGAUAAAGAAGGCCGAUUGGCCCGAUUCACCUCUGCGCCAUUAAAUUCUGUGCGGAGUCUGCCGACACACGUCUCCCCCAAAAUAAGCAUUGACAUCUAUCAGCUUCAGCCUCUCUCUCUCCCAAGGGUUUCUCUCAAGAAUUUGGCCUUCGAACUGAUUGGCUUCUGGAAAUUCUCAUAUGGAAGAUCCAACCUUGCACGACGACGUCGAAUCAGAGGAAAUCUACGAGCCCUUUUUCUGCUGCGUUUGCCUGGAUCUUCUGUACAAGCCCAUAGUGCUGUGCAUCCCUAUUAUCACUUUCCUACCAUCUGUCAGAUGCUUCACUUUUUGCUCUUGAAGAUGUAUCCUGUUGCCUAUAAGAGAAGGGAAAAUAAUACUCUAGAAGAGGAAAUGAAAAAAGGCGUCUUUUCACCACAGUUUAAUGCUCAAGCAUGUGUUCACUGGGGUGAUCCAGCCUCUUUCUCUACCAUGGAUUUUGAGUCAAACACAUCUUUAGUCCCUUCUUCCACCAGGAAAGGGGAGCCUCAUACAAAUCUGGAGCUUUUGUUGCCGGAUUCGCUCUUUCAAGAUUGCGGCGCAUGUACUCUAAUAGAAAUCUCUGAUGGGAAUUCUGAUGUAAUCGGGAAUGUGGCUAUCGAAGAAAAGAAUUGCAAGCCGGUUUCAGUUGCUGAUGUGCUGUGUUCGGCAUGCAAACAACUACUCUUCCGUCCUGUGGUUCUUAACUGUGGCCAUGUAUAUUGUGAAAGUUGUGUCAUCAUCCCCGCUGGUGAGAUGCUUAAAUGUCAUGUUUGUCAAACCUUGCAUCCAAAAGGAUUUCCAAAAGUUUGUCUGGUGCUUGAUCAUUUCUUGGAGGAACAAUUUCCUAAAGAAUAUGUGCUGAGAAGAGAUGCUGUUCAGCUCAAACAAGUUGAUUUCGAACUCAAGAGUAUGAGGAUCUGUUCCAGUUCCACUAAAGUUGGUAAACAAGGAGAUAAUUUACUACGGUCUGAUACUCUCCCAAACACUCAUUUUGGAGUCGGUUGUGAUUCUUGUGGGAUUCUUCCCAUAAUCGGGGAUAGAUACAAGUGCAAAGAUUGUACGGAGCAAAUUGGUUUUGACCUUUGUGGUGAUUGUUACAAUACUCAAUCCAAGCUUCCAGGGAGGUUCAAUCAGCAGCAUACCCCAGAACACAAGUUCGAGCUUGUACGGUCCAAUUUUUCUAAUAUGUUCAGGCUGGUGGCUGUAGAGUUUGAGGAAAACUCUCUUUUAAUUGAUACUGAUGCCUCGGAGGAUUCGGAAAAUGGAUCUCCUGCUCCCGCUUCACCCAGUGGUGCUCAGGAGAAUACUCAUAGCGAUUGGAUUGCUACUGAUGCCUCCACUGAUGGUGGAGAGGAUCAAACUGGUUCUCAGUCAACCACUUAAAAUUCUAGACUGAGCUGAAGCCAUGAGCAUCCUUCCUAGGGUUCUGGGAGUUGCUUCCUAUCCAGCAAAAAUACUAAAAUAGACUCCAACCAUUCAAGGCACAGUAUAAAUUGAAGCUGCUUUUGGGUAUGUGUGAGAAUACAAAGACCUGUUCUUCUCGUCGGUGUUUGGACAGAGUGUCUGCAGUCAUGUGCAUAAUGGUGUCCCAAUGUUUCCACAGGUUUUAGUAGGUGACUCAUUCAGUUAUUCAAUCUUUGGUUGAUGAUACAUUCACUUAUUGUGAUUCGUUAUUUUUAAGAGUGAAACAUAAGCUAGCUUUGUGUGCGAUGAGUGAUGAGAACAUAUUCUUUGCUCUUUUUGGCUUCAAAUGUAAUACUAAUGAGAAUACAUUCAAUAUAUCAUAUAUGCAUUUGCAUCA
This is a messenger RNA of Alnus glutinosa, 1962 nucleotides long. Its product is annotated as E3 ubiquitin-protein ligase PRT1. Gene Ontology annotation, molecular function: zinc ion binding; ubiquitin protein ligase activity. The record is from RefSeq and is a predicted model, not a curated record. Lineage: Eukaryota; Viridiplantae; Streptophyta; Magnoliopsida; Fagales; Betulaceae. The coding region runs from base 132 to 1544 and encodes 470 amino acids. The transcript is spliced from 8 exons. Gene Ontology annotation, biological process: proteasome-mediated ubiquitin-dependent protein catabolic process.